Molecule: messenger RNA, 1567 nt
Organism: Neltuma alba
Lineage: Eukaryota; Viridiplantae; Streptophyta; Magnoliopsida; Fabales; Fabaceae
Product: UDP-N-acetylglucosamine--dolichyl-phosphate N-acetylglucosaminephosphotransferase
Exons: 11
Coding region: 20-1285 (421 amino acids)
Biological process (GO): dolichol-linked oligosaccharide biosynthetic process
Cellular component (GO): membrane
Molecular function (GO): UDP-N-acetylglucosamine-dolichyl-phosphate N-acetylglucosaminephosphotransferase activity
Source: RefSeq, a predicted model, not a curated record
AGCUCGGGGGAACAGAGUUAUGGCUCCUCGGAAGAGACUUUCAAGUGACGCCUCCGCAGAAACCUCUGUGAAGGACAAUGCACCGCGAAAACCCCAAGAGCCCGCCAUUACUGAAUCUCCAAUUUCACCCCCAAAAUGGGGCCUCGUUCUCAAGCUCUCUCUGUUCGUCAUCCCUUACUUGUAUCUCAUCUUCUGCCAUUACAACAUUGAGCCAGAGCUUAGGAGAUCCAUCCUCAUCAAUGCUGUGAUGAGCCUUGCUGGGUUCUUUGUGACCGUCAAAAUGAUCCCCGUGGCGUCCAGAUAUGUUCUCAGGCGAAAUCUGUUUGGCUAUGAUAUCAAUAAGAAGGGCACCGAUCAGGGCACCGUCAAAGUGCCUGAGUCAUUGGGCAUAGUCGUUGGCAUAGUCUUCUUGGUCUUGGCAAUCUUAUUUCAAUACUUCAACUUCACAGCAGAUUCAAAUUGGCUUGUGGAAUACAAUGCAGCGUUAGCAUCUAUCUGCUUCAUGAUAUUGCUUGGAUUUGUUGAUGAUGUUCUUGAUGUCCCGUGGAGAGUGAAAUUACUACUUCCAUCAAUUGCGGCACUUCCUUUGUUAAUGGCUUAUGCUGGUCACACAACUAUAGUUAUACCGAAGCCACUUGCCCCACAUAUUGGGAUAGAAAUUUUGGAUCUUGGAUGGAUAUAUAAACUAUAUAUGGGGCUCUUGGCUGUUUUUUGCACAAAUUCCAUCAAUAUUCAUGCUGGAAUAAAUGGGCUUGAAGUUGGGCAGACAGUGGUUAUUGCUUCAGCUAUCGUGAUACACAAUAUUAUGCAAAUAGGAGGAUCAACAGAUCCUGAAUAUAAGCAUGCACAUGCAUUCUCUAUCUACCUAGUUCAGCCCUUACUAGCUACCUCUUUGGCUCUGCUUUCUUACAACUGGUAUCCUUCCGCAGUUUUUGUUGGAGACACUUAUACAUACUUUGCUGGAAUGACCAUGGCUGUAGUUGGAAUUUUAGGCCAUUAUAGUGAAACGUUGUUGAUCUUCUUCCUGCCUCAAGUGCUGAACUUUCUCUUGUCACUGCCCCAGCUCUCUGGCUUUAUUCCAUGUCCCAGGCAUCGCCUGCCGAGGUUUGACCCUCAAACUGGAUUGCUGACUGGGACAAAUGACGGGACACUCGUUAAUUUUUUCUUGAGACAGCUUGGGCGGAAGUCUGAAAAGUCACUUUGUAUUUAUCUUCUUGUUUUCCAGGCUAUUGCAUGCUGCUUCUGUUUCGUGCUGAGAUAUUUCCUAGCUGGAUGGUACAAAUGAUGCACAAAGUUUUAUCCAUGGGAACAACGGUAGAUGCUCAGAUUUGUUGUAUAAUCAUUCUUGUAGAAAAACUGUAUCGAGGAAUAUAGUUUUUUAAGAUGAGGGAAUGCCUUUUUUUCACAAUUUAUUUUGGUUUCAUUUGAGUCAUGAACCUUGUAUACACUGAAUUCAAUACACUAACAGCGCUGUUCUCUUGGGAUACCUUGAAGAACCAAAAUUUUGUAUAUGCUCAUUGAAAUGAAGAGUUUGAGGAAAGAAAAAGUUGAUUAGAUUGUUGCACUA